Molecule: messenger RNA, 2222 nt
Organism: Daldinia vernicosa
Lineage: Eukaryota; Fungi; Ascomycota; Sordariomycetes; Xylariales; Hypoxylaceae
Product: DUF367-domain-containing protein
Exons: 1
Coding region: 446-1672 (408 amino acids)
Biological process (GO): maturation of SSU-rRNA
Molecular function (GO): rRNA small subunit aminocarboxypropyltransferase activity
Source: RefSeq, a predicted model, not a curated record
CGUACAAACUUCCCGAGCUGCCGAGUCGCAUCCCACUUCCAUCCCAUUUGAACCUUGUAUUGUGGCACAGAGCUGUGGCAGCGGCGCGGCGAAGAAGACAAAGGAACCCGAGAAAAAGGUACAAUACGAACGGACUAUCAAGUUUAUCCGCUAUUUAUUUUAGAUGGAUCCACAUCAAUGAUCUUAUCAGGAUGGAUCCACUGCUGUAAACCCCGCCACGAGCCAGUUUCAAUUUCGGAGUCCAGGGCUGCAGGGUAGAUAUCUGCCCCACGCCUCGUCAUUCAACAUCAUUUCGAAGAAUUUAAUAGUCCCUGCAAUUAAGACAUGUUCACUAAGUCCCUACCUAGUCUAAGGUAGACACUACGAGGCUACAAUAUACGAUUGCCACCCGUUUUCCCUUCCCUUAUUCCACUAUUGCUAUUCUGAAAACAACUCUCAUAAAAACAUGGUUCGCCACAAGAAAGACAAAUUCUCAUCUCGAGGUGGAAAAGGUCAUGGAAACGCCCGGCCUCGACCGCGCACUACCGAAGACGAUUCAGAACAGGGGUCAGCUCCCUUUAAACCUGCCUUUAAAGCUGCUUGUUGGGAUUUGAAUCAUUGCGAUCCGAAACGAUGCUCAGGGAAGAAGUUAAUACGACUCGGCCUCAUGCGAGACCUUCACCUAGGCCAAAGACACAAUGGUGUUAUUAUCACACCUAACGGGAAGCACAAGCUUUCUCCCGCCGAUAAGGAGCUCAUGGAUCAGUACGGCGCCGCUGUCGUUGAGUGCUCCUGGGCGCGAACGCAGGAAGUUCAAUGGAACAAAGUUGGCGGCAAAUGCGAGCGACUACUGCCGUACUUAGUCGCUGCAAAUACAGUCAAUUACGGAAAGCCUCUGCGGUUGAACUGUGUAGAGGCUUUGGCUGCUUCGUUCUACAUAUGCGGACAUGCCGAUUGGGCGGAGGAGGUUCUACGACCAUUUAACUAUGGGGAGUCUUUUCUGGCUAUCAACUCGAAGUUGUUGAAGAAAUAUGCGGCUUGCGCAGACGAGGACGAGAUCGUAAAGACCGAGAAGGAAUGGAUGGAACGAUUAGAGAGGGAGCACGCCGAAAGCAGAGAAAACGCAGAUGACGACGAUUUAUGGAAAGGUGGCAAUGUUAAUCGGCGAAUUGUCGUUGACUCGGAUGAUGAAGAGGAAGAGGAAGACGACGAUGAAGAGGAAGAAGGUGAAGACGGAGAUAACGAUAGCGUCGACGGAAUCUAUCUGGGUAAGAAGCCGACUCAAUGGCCAAAACUAGGGGAAAGCAAAAAAGACUCGCAAGAGGAAGAGGCUAGCAGAGACCCAUUUGAUAUUUCAGACGACACUGAUGACGAUGCCGAAAUGGAGGAGAUUCGACGCAAGGUCCUCGCGUCAAAGCCGUUCGCCAAUGCAGAUGAGAUAGGCCGGAAGCCGAAGCCACAGGCAAUACCGCCCCCACUCCAACCGCAAAGAUAUAAAAUCGACUCCGACGCAGAACCAGACUCGGAUAACGGAUCAGACGACGAGGGAGAUGACGCUUUCGAUAAUAUUAUCGACGCCACGCCCGUCACGGAUAGGACAGGACUAGCGAAGCUUGAGAAGGAGAGAUCGAGAGCGAAUAUUAUGAGUCGGACAUUUUCGUCAGGUACUGCGGAGGCACCGAAGAGAUGGUGAUCAGAUAACUAUUCUAUGAAGUGUAUCUGGUUAUCCCGUUACUCAUAUUAUGUUCUUCAGCCUUAAAUGGUGCUAUGGGGACAUUUUUGUUUAGGUGCGUUUCCGAUAUCUGCGUGGGUCGUAAGACUCUGGUACGAGAAUAAACCUAUCGUAGAUAAUACCGUAGCUUUGCGAAUAGUGUGCUCCCCGAAAGGUAAGUAAUUAAAUGUGGUUGAGGUAAACUUUCCCAUGAUAUAGCUUCUAGUCUACAUGUAUGCCGCACGUAUAGGUUCUCAACAGUGCUUGAGCAACAGGUACAUCAUGUAUCCUUUCUUUGCCAUGAAGUAGGAAUCUAUAUUACGCCCGAUAUGUUCAAUAUUAGACGUUAGUAUAUACAAGCCACAAAACAGAUUCCAGUUCUACCUCCAUCCCCCAGCCCUAAUCAAGGGCUUGAAGAGUCUCUAGUAUCAUCAUCAUCAUCAUCAUCGCCCUAUAUACAAGCAAGCAUCCUAUACCCACCUACCACACAACACCUCAAGCCCAAGCCCUCCCGAGUGUAAAUCACCGCCCC